Molecule: messenger RNA, 354 nt
Organism: Dovyalis caffra
Lineage: Eukaryota; Viridiplantae; Streptophyta; Magnoliopsida; Malpighiales; Salicaceae
Source: the annotation of a GenBank genome assembly
AUGAAGGUGGUGCGAAGGUCGGUGGGUGCGCAACCUGGAACGAGUAGGGGAUGUGCAAUGUUGGGUCGUGUUGGAGCAUUGGAGAUGGGUGGAGCAUGCGUGGUGGCCAAGGCUAUGAGGCUGCUCGCUCGGUCACGCUUGGUGGCUUGGGCUACUUGGGGGCUAAAGGCAAUGUUUAUGGGGAGGAGAGGGAUGUAUAGGGGCUGUGUGAUGGUGCUUGGCCGUGUGAUGCGACAACAUGCUAGAGGGACAAAACCAGCCAAGCUUGUAACACUCGCCCCUACAAAACCCGCACACAUAAAACAUAGAAGCCACAAAUUUAGGCUUUGUUCAUAUAACGCCAAAGCCGAGUAA